UGAAUUUGAAUUGUUCAAUCGUGUCAUGAUGCUGAACCUGCCGUAUUCUUACACCACGUUAGCGCUGUUCGCUGUAGGCCUAGAGCUGCUGCGACGGGUACUAAAGGCGCUAAUCUUUGGAUUUACUGGUCCCCUGUCCAGAGUUCCAGGGCCGUUAUGGAACAAACUCUCACCACUGCCAUGGCGUUUGGCAUUCUUGAAGGGCACUGCACCUUUUCUUGCACAGGACCUUCAUCAUCAAUACGGCGAUGUCGUGCGAGUCACCCCGAAUCUGGUCUUGGUGUCUGACCCAGUAUCGGUCCAUCGCGUUCUCGUGGAUUGGGAUCUGCAUAAGAGUCCUCUCUAUGAGAAAUAUCGACAGAACCCGCACGUCGCGACGUUGUUUACAGAGAGAGACAAGGCCAAAUAUCGCAUUAGACGAAGACUGCUCUCAAAUGGCUUCUCAAUGAGCUACCUCAAAGCACUGGAGCCGCUGAUGCACGGCUGUGUUCAGGUUCUGGAGGAUGUACUGGAAGAGCGCUGCGCUGCUGGCGGCGGGACAGCGACUGUCAACAUCUAUGAUCUGCUCAGCAGUCUUGCUUCAGACAUCAUGGCUGAAUGCUCUUUUGGAGGCUCCUUUGGCCUUGUUCGCCAGGGCCACCAUCCGCUAAAGACGAGGAUCACCAACUACAUGAAGAAAGCAGCUCUGUACCAAACUGUACCUCUAUUGAGCCUAUUUGGUAAGCCUCGAGAUGAACAGCUCGAUGCAAUUGUCCAAGGCAUCAUCGACAAGCGGCUGCACAGCCAGAAGGAGAGCGAGCGGAGAGACCUUCUUGACAUGCUUCUCGAGGCUUCAGCUGAAAAUCCUGAUAAGUUGAGUAUGGAGGACAUUAAAGCUGAGAUGUUUGUGUUCCUACUGGCUGGGAGCGACACAUCUGCCGUGACGGCAACUUUCUGCCUGAUGAAACUUCUAGAGAAUCCAGCUGCUCAUCAGGCGCUGAAGAGAGAGCUGGAUGAGCUUCUCGCAUCAUCGAGCGAUCCGAUCGUCGACGAGAACACUCAUAACUUGCCAUAUCUGAAUGCAGUCAUCCACGAGACGCUUCGCAUGCUACCCCCCGCAGCUGGCGGCUUUGCGCGACAGGCUUUAGAGCCCGUGACGGUUGGAGAUUAUGUUCUUCCGGCUGGCACAUUGGUUACAGCAGACACAACAGCUCUCCACCGUGAUUCUCGCGUCUAUCCCGACGCUGACAAGUUCAUUCCUGAGAGAUGGAUCUCUGGGCAUGCAGGCGAAAAGGCUGCCGAAAAGCAUUGGUAUCCGUUCUCAGCAGGGUCACGAGUGUGUAUUGGCAAGCAGUAAGGUCCCGCUCAGACUUUUCGACGAUAGGUGCUAACUUUCGCAGCUUCGCGUUGAAGGAAGUCCGACUCAUCCUGGCUGUUCUGCUGCGACGAUUUGACCUCACGAUCGUACCAGAUCAGAAAAUUCAGUACCGGCAUCAUAGUGUACUGUACAUUGCCUCGGGGGAAUAUUUGGCUGGUGUUCGUAAACGGGUGGCGUGAUGGCUCUGAAAUGUGCUGGAAAUCCUCCGAGGGCGAUCUGCGGUGCCAGAAUAACUCUCAGUGCAUGAUCAAAACGUAUAUAUGUUAGGAUGAUUGAAGAGAAAAUAAAUUGAAAUCUUCGUGAUUAA
This is a messenger RNA of Fusarium oxysporum Fo47, 1664 nucleotides long. RefSeq names its product cytochrome P450. The transcript is spliced from 7 exons. The record is from RefSeq and is a predicted model, not a curated record. NCBI's taxonomy places the organism in Eukaryota, Fungi, Ascomycota, Sordariomycetes, Hypocreales, Nectriaceae. The coding region runs from base 26 to 1336 and encodes 436 amino acids. Gene Ontology annotation, molecular function: oxidoreductase activity, acting on paired donors, with incorporation or reduction of molecular oxygen; monooxygenase activity; heme binding.